Molecule: messenger RNA, 708 nt
Organism: Arabis nemorensis
Lineage: Eukaryota; Viridiplantae; Streptophyta; Magnoliopsida; Brassicales; Brassicaceae
Source: the annotation of a GenBank genome assembly
AUGUCUUUUGGUGUAUAUGUGACUGGUGUUCUGUUUCAGACAGCUUCAUUUGUGUCUUUUUUACUCAUCUCUCAUGGUUAUUGCAUCACUUGUGAACGGCUCUCCUUGACCGAACGUAGAACAACAGCUUCACUUGGUUGUGUUUUCUACUUGACGCUUGUUGGUUACCGAGCUUCUGUUCCUUAUUUUGCAGUGCUUCUAAUACUUAACUACAUGAUCUCAUUCUAUGUGAUUUUUCACCAUAUAUCACAAAAUUUAUCGGUAUUACGAGAACAGCUGAGUUUCAUCGAAGAUGAGAAUGUUCAAGCUAUGCAUGAUGCUGUGUAUGCUAAAUAUAUCAUGUUCAAAAAAUUCCAAGGAGCUAUGCAGAUUGUAGCAAUGGCAGAAACUGUAAUCUAUAUGAACAUGGAUAACUCCUCGCAGAAUUAUUGGCUUCGGCUACUAAUUCGAGAAUGGGCUCAGUUCUGCAUUUUCCUCUAUAUUGGUUGGACUUUCAGGUCACAGGACAUGGCACCACGGUUCUCGGUAAUGCCUACACUAAAACCCAAAGACAAUGCAAUUAUUCCUCCGAUUUAUAGCAUGGAAAUGGACGCGAAAACUUUCAAAGAAUUCAGAAGUCAUGAAUGGAACAUUGGAGUGCCAAUGCCGUAUUCAAACUACGAAAGGCAAAAAGAUUCAGUUCUAGUGAUUAUUCAGCAUCCGCGAUAG